AUCUACAAAUAUGUUACAAUAUCUAUCUUUUAUGAACUUUGUAACAUUUUGUUAACCCCUUUAAACGAUCUAAUACUUCUGUUUUUAUUCACAAAUAUAUAUGGAUGCUGAGGAAGUUCAAUUCUACUACGAUGAUGACCAACUUUCGGAUUGCGAAAGUUGUGUUAGUGGUGAAUCCAACGAUGAAAGCAACGACAACAAUGAUGGAUCAUUAUUUGGUGAUGAUGUGGUUAAACUAAAUGAAGAUGUCGCGGUUUUUGAUAUUAUUGGGCAUAAGUUUUUGUCGACUUUGGUCGAUUAUGAUCAUGAAAAGAGAAGUUGUACAACUAUUACCGCGAUUUAUACUAUGAAUUGGAAAAAUUCUCGUAUCAAGCGUGCAAGGUUUCAAAGUUUUGAUAUUUUUCGUAAUGCAUUAGUGGGAAUUAAUAAUAAUAAUAACAACAAUUAUGAAGAUAGUUGUUUUGUGAAAUAUGCUUGGUAUUGUGAUUCAAAAGAAGAGAUUCAAAGGAUUGUUUCUGAUGGUUUUGGUCAUCAUCAAUUUCGUAAUCGUGCUGGGAUAUGUUUAGCUCCCCUUAAUUCUCUAGCAAAAAGUGUGCAAAAUUGUAUAGUGGACGAUGAUGGGCUUAAACAUGCAUUACUUUGCCGAGUUUUACUCGAAAAUGUGGGUGAUGAAUCUGAUGAUGAUGUUGAUGUUGUUUCUCAAAACGAGUAUUUUGUUUGGAGUAACAAAAUGAAUACACAUAUUUUGCCAGAAUAUGUUGUUUCUUUCACGACUGUUCUAUGCUUGGAGGGAGUUCCAAAGGAUGAACACAUACGGAGGAAACCGGAAACUUCUCUUUGGAUGCCAUUUUCAACUUUGAUAUCAGCAUUGUCCAAUGUCUUACCAUCAUAUAGGAUGGAUUUGAUUAUUGAACGUCACAAUGAUUUUAAGGAAAGAAAGAUAUCACGUCAAGAAUUUAUAGGAACACUCAAAGAAUGUGUUGGACGCGAUUUCUUGAUCAAAUUACUCAAACAUUGUGGAGCAAAGGGAAUGAAAAACACACUUGAUUAUAAGUGGAAAAAAGGUUUAUUAGCGCUUGAAAAAAAAUGUGGCUAGAUGAACUUCGAUGAUGGACAACGAGAGAGAAGAUGAUAGAUAGUUUUACUUUCAAUUAAAGGUCUUAUAUAAAUUUGUUAAUGUUAUUUUUUUAUUUUUUUUUUUAAUAAUUGUAAUAAACUUUACAUUGUAUAAUUAUUGAAUUCGUAUCUAUAGUUGAAUCUCUCAUUUUUCAUGUA
This is a messenger RNA of Chenopodium quinoa (quinoa), 1275 nucleotides long. RefSeq names its product probable inactive poly [ADP-ribose] polymerase SRO3. Lineage: Eukaryota; Viridiplantae; Streptophyta; Magnoliopsida; Caryophyllales; Amaranthaceae. The record is from RefSeq and is a predicted model, not a curated record. The transcript is spliced from 5 exons. The coding region runs from base 101 to 1096 and encodes 331 amino acids.